Anolis carolinensis (green anole) is the source of this 1708-nucleotide messenger RNA. Its product is annotated as guanine nucleotide-binding protein subunit alpha-14. Gene Ontology annotation, molecular function: guanyl nucleotide binding; G protein-coupled receptor binding; G-protein beta/gamma-subunit complex binding. Gene Ontology annotation, biological process: adenylate cyclase-modulating G protein-coupled receptor signaling pathway; phospholipase C-activating dopamine receptor signaling pathway; action potential. Bases 163 to 1335 code for a protein of 390 amino acids. The record is from RefSeq and is a predicted model, not a curated record. NCBI's taxonomy places the organism in Eukaryota, Metazoa, Chordata, Lepidosauria, Squamata, Anolidae. Gene Ontology annotation, cellular component: heterotrimeric G-protein complex. The transcript has 7 exons.
GUCCAUUUCUGUGGCUGGAGUUUUGUGGAGAUUCUUCCUUGGCGGAGCAUUAGGAAAAGGCUGCCUCCUUGGGCCAGAAGGGUGGGGAAGAUCUGGUUCAGGGCGAGGGCAUGGCAGGGGGCAGGUGAGAUCCGUCGGGGCGGGGUUGGCGCCCAGGAAGGCAUGGCUUGGUCCCGAGGGCGAGGAGGAGGCGGAGGAAGAGAGCUCUCGCCCGGCAAAGGCCCCUUCUCCUUCCAGGCAGCCCCAGGGCGGCGGAUGCGGAGGAUGGGCGGCUUCUGCUGCUGCCUCUCCGCCGAGGAAAAGGCCACCCGGAGCCUGAGCCUGGAGAUCGAGCGGCGGCUGCGGCAGGACAAGCACAACGCGCGCAAGGAGCUCAAGCUGCUGCUCUUGGGUACAGGAGAAAGUGGAAAGAGUACAUUUAUUAAACAGAUGAGGAUUAUUCAUGGAACAGGCUACACGGAAGAAGAUCGGAAAGGCUUCCAAAAAUUGGUUUAUCAAAAUAUCUAUUCUGCUAUGCAGGCUAUGAUCAGAGCGAUGGAUGCUUUACAAAUACCAUAUUCAUCUGAGCAGUGCAAGGAGAAUGGCCAGAUGAUUGAAAAAGUGGAUGUAGACAAAGUAACAACGUUGGAAAGCAAACACGUGGAAGCAAUUAAAAGGUUGUGGGAGGACCCGGGAAUUCAAGAAUGCUAUGAUAGGCGGAGAGAAUACCAGUUGUCAGACUCAGCUAAAUAUUACCUAUCAGACUUAGACCGUAUUGCCAUGCCAUCAUUUUUGCCAACUGAGCAAGAUGUUCUCAGAGUGAGAGUACCAACCACCGGAAUUAUUGAAUAUCCUUUUGAGCUAGAAAAUAUUAUUUUUAGAAUGGUAGAUGUCGGUGGACAGAGAUCAGAAAGAAGGAAAUGGAUUCACUGUUUUGAAAGUGUUACCUCCAUAAUAUUCUUAGUUGCCUUGAGUGAAUAUGACCAAGUCUUGGCAGAAUCUGACAAUGAGAAUCGUUUGGAAGAAAGCAAGGCCUUAUUCAAAACAAUCAUCACAUACCCUUGGUUUUCAAAUUCAUCAAUCAUUUUAUUUUUAAAUAAAAAGGAUCUUUUAGAAGAGAAGAUUAUGUAUUCCCAUUUGGUCACCUAUUUCCCACAGUUCACAGGUCCGAAGCAAGAUGUUAAAGCUGCUAAAGACUUCAUUCUGAAUUUAUACCAGGAGCAGAAUCCAGACAAAGAGAAAGUGAUGUAUUCCCAUUUUACCUGUGCCACUGACACAGAGAACAUUCGAUUUGUCUUCGCUGCCGUGAAAGACACCAUCCUGAAUAUAAAUCUGAAGGAGUUCAACUUGGCAUAAGGAAAAGGGGGCUGUUCCUCUCUCCCAGUUACAUUUACUGGACAAAAUCCUUUGUAUUUCACCAUUAUCAAAGAUAGCAUUUUCUGACAAUUUUCAGCACUCUUCUAUCCAUGGAAAUAUUUCUCUAAACAGAAAUGAAUUCAGCAGAUGACGUUUACAGUUCUUAAUCUAUAUACUUUAUAUAUAUAUAAAUAUAUUACUAUAUACUUUAAUUUUUGUGUUUUAGGUGACUGAAAAAAGGUUCUCUACAUCUGACACAUGCAGUGUUUCUCACAUUUGAGUUAUACAUUUAAAUGACAGAUGCCUUGCUAUGGCAGUUUCAGUUUAGUUUGUUUGGGAUUGAAAAAAAAAAUAAAAGUGUAUUAAAGCCACA